ACAUUCUCCAUCGCACAUCAUUCUCGGUACACGCUCGCAGCUAAUACCGCACUCGCGGGGCUUCAAUUAGUCCGUAUUGACAUUCCUGCUCGAGUCCCUCGGAGACUGCUGACGGCACACCACGCAGUCAUCCACACACAUUAACAUAUUCCAACUGGUGACGACUGCACUCACAUGAGAAGAACAUUGCUGAAGUUGAAACGCAUAGUCUGGAAGAAGAUGUUCAACUUGUACAAGCAUAUGCAGCAUGCUAAUAGUGAUGGGAAAGAGCUGAGUAAGGAGUCGGAGACGACGGGUCACGACCGGUUUUACCAGGAGCGUCCACGGACGAGUUAUAGGAAGAAGAAACGCCGUGGGGCGUGCCGCAGGGCCCAGUCGGCGGCUGAGCUGAACCCCGAGUCUAUUGCGGCUGCCAACAGACGGAACCAGUUCAGUAUACGCUCCGUGUCUACGGAUCGUGAUGACAGUGAAGAAGAUAACGAGAAAGAGCGAGCUCCUCUAGUGGCCCAGAAGAUAGACUCACUGGCAAAGCUUCUGUUCAACAAGUCAAUCAUCGGCAGUGGAUCUGGCAAGUCUUCACCUUCAGAACCUCAAGCAUCUCCUAAAGUUGGUGAACGAUCAAUGGAAAGUUCAGUAGCAUUAGGAAUUUGUACCGAAUACAUAUCACAAUCAUCAAGAUAUGAAUUAAUAUCACCGCUCAAUGCUAUAGGAUCUCGACCCAACAAGUACUGGUUUGCAGUUCACGAUAACUCAAUUAAAACUGAUAGACUUUUGACGUUGAUGCCUUUAACUUCAAAAUGUCCCAUAGAACCAAACGACCAAGCGCGAUCCCUCAUCAUAGAACUAUUCAGAGCAUUACAUCAUCCAUAUAUCUACCCAGUUUUAGACUUGGAAAUGUGCAACGGUCACGCUCUAUCUGUGAUGCCUUUCAACGCCCGAGGGAGUUUAAAGGACCUGAUAUACAAGAGUACCUGGAACGAGGACUACGGCAGGAAGUAUGUAUCAGUUGACAACGGUCUGCCGGCGUGGCAGGUGGCCAGGUUUGGCAGACAGAUGUUGGAAGGUCUCCUAUUCCUCAAGGAAAAGGGGUUCCCGCCUUUCCGCCAUCUACACGCAGGCAACAUUAUGGUUCAGAAUGGAGUCGCCAGGAUAUGCGGCCUGGAGAACACGCUAAUAGGCGCGCUGCCCCGCUGCCCCAUAGCCCUGGCGGCGCCGCUGGAGCACGUGGAAGCGUUGUCUCUGGGACAGGUGCUGUUUGAGAUGUGCUCCGGAUCGGACAUUGACCUGUCGCUUCUGCCGGAUCUAAUGCCGAACUAUCCACAUGUGGUGGAAAUAAUAGAGCUGAUCUUCGGCUCUCGGACCCCGAGUCUGCACGAGCUGCUGCUGUGUGAGCUCUUCAGGAAGAUCGACUUGCGGGAGAUGAAGGGAUCCUGCUUACCAAACUUCAGCCAGCGCCUGUCUCGCUCGUGCCUGUCUCUGCUGGGCGAGGUGGCCCGCCGGCAGCCCGGCCCCCCCCGCGCCCCGCGCCCCGGGGGCUCCUCCCCCGCCACCCCGCCUGCGCGCAGGAGACACUUCAUGGAACAGGAUUUCACAGAAGAAUGGCAGUGGUGA
Molecule: messenger RNA, 1611 nt
Organism: Plutella xylostella (diamondback moth)
Lineage: Eukaryota; Metazoa; Arthropoda; Insecta; Lepidoptera; Plutellidae
Gene: Slob
Product: Slowpoke binding protein
Source: RefSeq, a predicted model, not a curated record